GGUGGUGGUGGGAAACGUUUGAUGUGAGGUCCCUCGGGUCAUGUUCUGGACAGCACACAGACACAUGGCAUCAACGGAUGGUAUGAACAGUUUGUCCUCGCCAAUCGAUGUAUUACAGCCCUGGAGGUCAUGAUUCCACUCCGAGAUCGAGUGUGACUUCUACAGUGCACCCGGUUCUCCCAAAACACCCCAAAACAUUCCAUCGUCUUCUUAUCACCAGCAGACCGCCAAUUCCACCAUCCGGUGUACAUGCUCUGCUGUACAUGCGAUCUUUCAUGAAUGCACAGAUGCGUGCAUGCAGGAAGCACGACAUGUACAUAUACACACAUGGGAUGGAUUUGUUGCAGCAGGAGGCCAGGCAGAUAGACCACACAACGGGCUAUACGUCGAUGAUGCGGUGCGGCUGUCAUGGUCCUCAUCACAGUAACUGUGUGACGCCAACCAUAGCAACGACUCGGCCUCGGCGAACGAAUGUGUUGACGGGAGAACUAUCUUUCAACACACAAAGUUGGGCUCGAUUUCUGCAGAAAGCUUGUAUCCACGUCCCAUGCACGCCCGGCGAUCGACCAUGUCGGCGCACCUGUAUUCACAGCCCGAGGUGGGAAUCACUCCGGUGCGGGAGAGGCAGCCUGGAUCGAGCAUCUCCAUCCAGAAAAGUCAACAGGAAUCCUACCGGUGAAGAGGAUUCUGGAUCGAUGCUGCUGUGCUGCAUCUUCACAUGCGUGUCUGCCUGCGCGCCUGCCUCUGCCUCCGCCUCUGUCCCACUUCGUUGGGCCUCCAUUGGGUGCAGUAGCGUCGGAGGCCAGCCCUGCGGGAAAAGCCUCCCUGCUCAUCGGGCCUCCAGGGCCCUCCCCACUCGAUAUUGUCCAGAACAUUGCGAAAGAGAGACGAGAGCUUGAAAUGUUGAGGCGAACUAAGCCAGAUGUUCAUAGUCGAUGAGGCGCAAUGUAUAUAGCGAGCAGGAGAGUGAAUCCGCCGAGGAAGAAAACCUGGGACGCAUGCACUCACGACAUCAAGAUGGAUCCCAUUGGCGGGGGCUCGC
Dissoconium aciculare CBS 342.82 is the source of this 1042-nucleotide messenger RNA. RefSeq lists its product as uncharacterized. The transcript has a single exon. The coding region runs from base 108 to 899 and encodes 263 amino acids. NCBI's taxonomy places the organism in Eukaryota, Fungi, Ascomycota, Dothideomycetes, Mycosphaerellales, Dissoconiaceae. The record is from RefSeq and is a predicted model, not a curated record.